AUGAUUACAAAAUUAAAACAAUUGAUAAAUGAUAAUUCUGUGGCAUAAGCUAACAAUCCUGUUUUGGCAGCACUGAGAGAUUUAAAAUUAAAUACCAAUGAUACUUAAUUUACAUAAUAAGCAGAGAUAAGUAAAAGAUUAAAGCAUUUUUUUGCAAAUGAUCAAUCAAAAGUAAAUUAAUAAAUGACCAUUUCUUAGUCUUAGUUCUUAAAAUAGUUAUUAGUGGUUGUAGGAGAUUACUUACAAUAAGAGAAAAACUUCUUCAUAAAAUUAAAAAUGCUUUUGUUAGUACACAUUAUCAUCAGUUCUUAAGUGGCAAGAGCUGAAUUCUCAAAAAUGAUCAUCAAUACACGUUUAAUAAUAAAUAUCAAGAGUAAAGAUGAUUUAGAGAAUGUGCAUGGAUAAUUAUGUUAAUCAUACUAUUGUUAUAUAUAUAAAUUAGCUGCUUAAACUACAUUAAUAAAUGAAGAAUUCAAUAAGCCAUAAGAUGAUUUGAUGAUUUACUUCACAUUAUCUAAUCAAUGUUAUAUAGGAAUGAGUAUGUAAUAAUUGAUAGAAAAGAUCAAUUAAGACCAUGAUCCAAAUCCUGUAAUGGCUCAUUUAGUUAAAUUCUUAUAUUUUGACAUUCAGGAUAUUUAUAUAUUUAUACUAAAAGACGUUAAGUAUCUAAUAGAAAAGAACCCAACUUUGAUAUGCAAUAAAUAACAAUUAUUAGAGUUGUAUAAGGAAGUAAAAUAAACAAAAAAAAUUAGUGUUAAUCAUUGUAAACCAAGAUGUUGAGUUUUUACAAAUUCAAUAGAUUCUUUCCUCAUUUUAAUUAGAUAAUGCCUCCACAUUCAAUUUAGAUAAAAUCUUCUGUUUUAAAUGGAAUAAUAGAAGAGAAGCCUCUUUUGAAACAAUGUUCUAUAAAAUCAGGUCCUCAUGAGAUAAGAGAACCUUUAUCUGUAAAGAAUUCAGAUAGAAAAUUCAAAGAAUACAAUAGACCCUUCUCACCUAAAUAGAAAAUGAAUUAAUGA
This is a messenger RNA of Paramecium sonneborni, 1016 nucleotides long. NCBI's taxonomy places the organism in Eukaryota, Ciliophora, Oligohymenophorea, Peniculida, Parameciidae. The record is from the annotation of a GenBank genome assembly.